Molecule: messenger RNA, 3768 nt
Organism: Trichosurus vulpecula (common brushtail)
Lineage: Eukaryota; Metazoa; Chordata; Mammalia; Diprotodontia; Phalangeridae
Gene: RUNX1
Product: RUNX family transcription factor 1
Exons: 7
Coding region: 9-1382 (457 amino acids)
Biological process (GO): hemopoiesis; regulation of transcription by RNA polymerase II; neuron differentiation
Cellular component (GO): nucleus
Molecular function (GO): DNA-binding transcription factor activity, RNA polymerase II-specific; ATP binding; RNA polymerase II cis-regulatory region sequence-specific DNA binding
Source: RefSeq, a predicted model, not a curated record
UGCAUGGAAUGAAUCCUCCUAGAGACUUUCACGAUACAAGCACCAGCCGCCGCUUCACGCCACCCUCCACCACGCUGAGUCCGGGGAAGAUGAGUGAAACGUUGCCGCUGGCUGUCCAGGAGAACAGCGCCUCCCUGGUGGGAAAACUCAGAAGUACAGACCGCAGCAUGGUGGAGGUUUUAGCGGAUCACGCGGGAGAGUUGGUCCGUACAGACAGCCCUAACUUCCUCUGCUCCGUGUUACCCACGCACUGGAGAUGCAACAAAACGUUGCCGAUUGCUUUCAAGGUAGUUGCCUUGGGAGAUGUUCCUGAUGGGACUUUGGUCACUGUGAUGGCUGGAAAUGAUGAAAAUUACUCUGCUGAACUGAGAAAUGCUACAGCGGCAAUGAAGAACCAAGUUGCAAGGUUCAAUGACCUCAGAUUUGUGGGUAGAAGUGGAAGAGGGAAAAGCUUCACACUGACCAUCACCGUCUUCACAAAUCCACCCCAAGUAGCCACCUACCAUAGAGCCAUCAAAAUUACUGUGGAUGGACCUCGGGAACCUAGAAGACAUCGUCAGAAAAUAGAUGAACAGACAAAGCCCGGCAGCCUGUCCUUCUCAGAGAGACUGAGCGAACUGGAGCAGCUACGCCGUACUGCCAUGAGGAUCAGUCCACACCACCCAGCCCCUACAUCGAACCCACGAGCUUCCUUGAACCACACAACAGCUUUUAACCCUCAGCCUCAGAGUCAGAUUCAGGAUACAAAGCAGAUCCAGCCUUCUCCACCUUGGUCCUAUGACCAGUCAUACCAAUACUUGGGAUCUAUCGCUUCUCCUUCUGUACACCCAGCAACACCUAUUUCCCCUGGGCGAGCCAGUGGCAUGACGUCUCUCUCUGCUGAGCUUUCCAGCCGACUUUCAACUGCUUCUGACCUGACGGCAUUCAGUGAUCCUCGGCAAUUCCCGACUCUUCCUUCCAUUUCUGAUGCUCGUAUGCAUUACCCAGGAGCCUUUACCUAUACCCCAACUCCAGUCACUUCAGGAAUAGGAAUUGGCAUGUCUGCCAUGACCACUGCCACAAGAUACCACACUUACUUACCCCCUCCAUACCCUGGUUCUUCUCAGGCUCAAGGCAGCCCCUUUCAGACAAGUUCUCCAUCUUACCAUCUCUACUAUGGAACGUCAGCAGGGUCCUAUCAGUUCUCAAUGAUGUCUGGUGGAGACCGCUCCCCUCCACGUAUCCUGCCUCCUUGCACUAAUGCUUCCACAGGAUCUACCCUCCUCAACCCCAAUCUUCCCAACCAAAGUGAUGUGGUUGAAGCUGAAGGCAGUCACAGCAACUCCCCAACCAACAUGGGCACCACAGCAAGGCUGGAAGAGGCAGUGUGGCGGCCAUAUUGAAUUUUACCUAGGGAUGGGCCAGGACUGAAUUUGCUUUGAUCUACUCUUUCCCAGAGUUAUUCCAAAUGCCCUAUGGGACCUGAAGGCUGUUUCACUCCUUUCAGAAGAAACUCCCUCUGGUGGCUUGGCCAUCUGGCUACUGUGUCAUUAUUUCAUCCAGCCAGUGUGCAAAGAAGAACAAUAUUUUGCUUGAAAUGGUCCCUUUUUCAGGAGAUAAAGCCUUCUGGAACCAAAAGGACCCCAAAUGGUUAUACCCAUUGGUCUUGAAGUAGGUCAUUACCGUGAUCUAGUUCCAGCCCAAUGGCCUCUUAAGCAUCCACUGCUUCAGAGAUCCCACAGUUCUCAAAUGCUGUUUGACCCAUCUCUGAUUUUUAUACCCACCACAACCAUAGUGUGUCCACUUCACCAUAUGGACCCGUUGAUAAUUGUAAGGAAGUGUAGGUAGAUUCCCAGAGGGAAACUGUGAAUGCUUCUGAUUUAGCAAUGCUGUGAAUAAAAGAAAGGUUUUAUAUCCUUGACUUCAAUUUUUAGCUAAGUUGUAUAUUCCAAAGUUUGGAAUUUUGGUUUUGGGGAAUGCAACUCAUCCUAUUUUGCAUCUAAGUCAUUUUUAUUUCUUUUUUAGGCACCUUAUAAAUUGCAAAAUGCAUAUUUGCAUUUGGGUGGUUUUUUAAUGUAUAAAACUGUGCUUGCUUCUUUCUUGCUUUGACAGUUGAAAGAAUCAAUCCCCUUUUCAUUGAGGUCUUAUUUAACUUUUCCUUUGAACUUGGGCGUAGUUGUUUUUAAAGUGACAGCUACAGCCUUGGGUCAUUUUCAACUACUGUACUCCUGUAGUGAGUCCCCAGGUAUUUAUGUAUCUUGAUGUCUAGACAUUUACUUUGUUGAAACUUUAAUUUUUAUUUAAAUGUACUUACAGUAAGAGGGAAAACAAUCAAGUACUGCAUUUUUAUUUUUUGGUAGCAACCAGAGUUAAAUACAUCACCUUGAAAAAAGGCUGAGGGGAAAAAGGAUGGGUAAGAGAAUCACUUAGUAAUCCAGAAAUAUUGUUUACAUUUAACUCCCUUUCAUUUAAAUCAGCUACUUUGUAGCUAACCACGUUUUAACUGGUUUUUCAAACACUGAGGGCCUCUUUAAGAAUCAGGAACACAGAACUCUAUUUAACAAGAAACAUAUAACAUCUGUCUGCCUCUCUUCAAAUAAGGAAGGCCAGAUAUGGCCUUUGUGUCUUCAGGUAGGCUCCACUGACUACAGAGGCAGUACCAGUGGGCCCAGGAGACUGUUUCUGACACCUGACAGCUCGCUGCACAGUACCCAAGGUUCUGAUUUUUUCAGGCACUCAAAAUCGACUACAUCAUAGUGGAGCUGAGUUCUGAACUGUAACUAAAUGGGAGCCCGUGGGUCUCAACUGUUUUUUUAGCUAGUUAGGUCUAAGAUGAGAAGAACUUCUGAACCCAGAGCACACAAAGUAUUCUAGCCUAUAGAAAAUGUGUCUUUAAUCUGAGCACUUGUGCCCUGGCUUAAAGUUUCUGAUCACCUCAAAAAGCUGGGAGUGGAAAGGAACAACUUUCAUUUCCGUGAGUUUUCAGCGUGUGCGACACUUGCGUUCAUAUCUGGAUGCACAAUAUCCACGUGCGUCAAUCACUAUACAUGAACAGCGAUAUUAUGUUUCAAUGUAGCAACACCAUGUUCCAUGCUCCUGCUACAGUAUUUGUCCUUUAACUCUCCCCUUGAGCUCCCCUCUCCACCCUCAGCUAUGCUUCCACAAGAGGGGGCCCCUGAAUUCUAUAGGAGAACCCACUACACCCACACAGCAGUGUGAUAUUAGAGAUUCCUGGUGUUCCUGCCCAUCCUUAAGAUUCAAACUAAUUAGACAUCACUCUACAUUUUAUGGCACUGUUUUUGUCUGAGGAUUUAGUUAGAACGCAAUUGUGAGACCUGGUAAGUACAAACUGCUGAUGUUGACGUAUGUUUGUUCAAAAUUAUAUGAUUGUUAUUUAAUGUACCUCUUCAAUUAGAUGAAACAAUUGUAGGUCAACUCUGAAGAGUAUUUGAAAACUCGACUUUGCAUCAUUGUUUGAUGCUAAAAAAAAAAAAAAGAAUUUUUUUAAGGUUUCAAAUUAGAAAAGAUCCUUGGCUGCAGGCAGCAGAACAGCUGGACUUAUUUAAAAACAACUUGUUUUUGAGUUUUAGAAAAAAAAAAAUUUUUUUGCUUAUUUGUUAUACAUGAAUGCAGUAGCACUUUGGUAUAAAAAGUUACAGAUUAAACAAUUUAUGUUGUCAGUCAAACCAUUUUCAUCUAAUGAAAGAGCUAUAUCACAUCUCAGAAAAACUCAGAAUGUUUUUAAUUUUUAGUGUUAAAAUUCUUUUCAGUUCAGUUUCAUUUUGAUUA